AUGAAUGAACUCCCAUUCACAAUAGCUUCAAAGAGAAUAAAAUACCUAGGAAUCCAACUUACAAGGGAUGUAAAGGACCUCUUCAAGGAGAACUACAAACCACUGCUCAGUGAAAUAAAAGAGGACACAAACAAAUGGAAGAACAUACCAUGCUCAUGGAUAGGAAGAAUCAAUAUCGUGAAAAUGGCCAUACUGCCCAAGGUAAUUUAUAGAUUCAAUGCCAUCCCCAUCAAGCUACCAAUGACUUUCUUCACAGAAUUGGAAAAAACUGCUUUAAAGUUCAUAUGGAACCAAAAAAGAGCCCGCAUUGCCAAGACAAUCCUAAGCAAAAGAACAAAGCUGGAGGCAUCACGCUACCUGACUUCAAACUAUACUACAAGGCUACAGUAA
Molecule: messenger RNA, 390 nt
Organism: Besnoitia besnoiti
Lineage: Eukaryota; Apicomplexa; Conoidasida; Eucoccidiorida; Sarcocystidae
Exons: 1
Coding region: 1-390 (129 amino acids)
Source: RefSeq, a predicted model, not a curated record